AAAAAAGUAAGAUGUGGUCCUUACUGAUUCAGAUUUGUAAACAGUUUCAAUCAAAAAACUAAUCAAGAUUAAACCAAACUAGACAAAACUGUGAGUGUGAGAUAAUAAUUCGCUUCUACUGAAAUGAGCUGUAAAAAUUAAAAAAUCACGGCUACACUUGCGCUGACACCAGGAAGUUUAAAGAAGAUGUAAAAUAAAUCACAUCUACAAGUCUGAUCUGAUGAUGCAACCUUCAAAGAAAUUGAAACGAAUGGAGAACAAGAAGAGGAAAUUGGCAGCUCUGUUAGAAAUAACUGAACGGAAUGACAAGGAGCGGGCAGAGGUUGUGCAAUCUCUACCCAAUGGUCCUUCUGGUGAUUAUUCUUUAGAAAGUUUGAAAAGCCUCAACAAAGCAAAAACACCUCAAAAACAAGAUUUUGAACAUGAAGAAGGGGAAAUGAUGGAAGAUAUAGUUGACCAUGAAGACCGUAAGAAAACUAAAAGUCCACACAAAAAGAAAAAAAGAAAAUCCAAGCAUAAUGAUGUUAGUGAAACAGAAGAAAAACGUAAACAUUCAAAAUCUUGUGACCAAGUGGAUUAUGAAGAAUGGCCUUCAUUGGACUCAGCUGCCAAAGCAAAAAAGAAGAGGAAGCAUUUGGAUAGUCCAACAAAAGAUGAUCAAACCAUGAAAAGCAAUGGUAAAAGGUCAUCAAGUUUUAUCGACGAACUCGAGAGUUUUAAAAAAGACAUGGAAAGAACCAAAAAAAUGAAAGAGAAAAAAGAUAAAAAAGUAAGAACGAAAAAUCUGGUACCUGCUUACAACUCAGAAGAUGAAAAUGGUGAUGAAAAGAAAGAAGAUGAGGGAUCAGCUGAUAAAAAUGAAGAAGAUACAAAUGAAGUAGAUGAACUAGCUGAAUUAAGAAAGCUGCUGAGAGAGAAGAAAAAACUAUUGAAGGAAUUUCCAAUGGUGAAGCUAAAAGGAGUGGGGACUGAGGCAGACCUUGACAGAUUUGCUGAAGGAAGUCCCCGAACUCCCGUUCUACCUUGUGAUGUUCAGCAUUUCCUCAUGUUCUCGCAGCUUGGAGAGGAUUGCCCCAUUCCUAGGGGCUCCAGAAACUGGAUAGAGUUGAAGAAGUUCAAAAGCCUGACCAAGACUGUGGUUCUGGUAGUGGAAGGCCUCUCCACGUACGACUACUUCAGCUCUGAGUCGUCGUGUCCCACGCUACAGACGAUGGACGUGAAGGCAGAGAUGGUCUCUCCAUACCUGUACAACGCCAACAUCGUAGAGGAGCUGUGCGCCGUCGCACUCACCAAGAAACAGAAGAGGGAACUGGAGAAGAAAUUUGGGAAAGAGAUUUGCCCAGAAGCCUUACAGACGGAUCGGGUGAUAAAGGUCCUUAGGAGUGCGUUUUCCAUCACUUCCGCUCCCAAGACUGUCUCGGAGCUGGUGGAGGAGAGAGUUGAAGUACCUGAGGGAGAUAGGUUCCCAAGGACAGAUCUGUUGUUGUCUGUGUGGCAAUUGAUAGAGGAAGGAUAUCCACUACCUUACGGCCACGACGGGCUCGGAAACAGGUACCCAGAUUAUGUUAUGACCAAAGAUGAGUACAAAGAAGUACAUGCUAACUCCCCCAUGUGGGCGCUCGACUGUGAAAUGUGUCUGACAAAAGCUGGCAAUGAACUGACGAGAGUCUCGGUGGUGGAUGAGAAUCACAAGACAGUCUACGAGUCGUUCUGUCUCCCUCGCAACCCCAUCAUAAACUACCUGACGGAGUUCUCUGGGAUUACUCCAGAGAUGUUGAAAGGAGUGAAAAUCCGGCUGGAGGACAUCCAGAGGGAUCUAAGGGAGCUGUUCCCGUCGGACGUCAUCCUGGUUGGGCAAUCACUCAAUGGUGAUAUGCACGCUCUGAAGAUGAUGCACCCAUACAUUAUUGACACCAGUGUGAUAUUCAACCUGACGGGCAAUAGACGGUACAAGAGCAAGUUGGCUAAGCUGACUCAGGAGUUUCUCAAUGAAGCAAUCCAACAGAGGGGAGCUCUAGGUCACGACUCAGUAGAGGACAGCAUUGCUGCUCUCAAACUGGUGCAGCACAAACUGACCAAGAGCAUUGAGUACGGAGAUGCAGUGUUAUCUGGGUUACCGGAGUAUAAUGCGACAACAAAGACGACAAACACUUCACUCGACUCCAGCCACCUGGAGCAUGGAGCAGAUGAGUUUGAUGACAUCAAGGUAGAAGUUGGUCCAACAUUGGCUACAAGUCUGUUCAAACACUUCACUAUGAGCAAUAGAAAAGCUACUAUAAUUAGCCAAGAUGACAUUCUAGCUGAGUACGCUACGUUUGUUGCGGCUGCGCUCAAGGAAAACAAAAAGUUAGUGACGACUGUGACAGCCGACAGUAACAGCGACAUUAUUAUCAGAACUGGGGAAGAGAGUAAAAAGAAUGACUUCACCAUGGCCCACAUGGUAUUGAAUGAGGAAGACGACAUUGCAUUGGUUGACACCUGGUUAGAGAUGCUCACAGACAAUGGAUCUGACAACUCUCUAUUCAUCACAAUCUUUGUCGGCUCUCACAAAAACCUCUGUAAUGGCGCCUGUUUUGUGAAAAUCAAGAAACCCCCUGUAAAACACCUACCUGCGAAGCGCCGUCUGGCUGAUUGAUCAGAAACAUGAUUCUGAAGCAAAAGUUUUAAAUUUAUGAUGUAUUUUCUAAAUAAUUAUGCAUUUGCUAAUGACAGUUUUUUAUUAAAUGCAAUUUUGGAAAACAAAAACUGAGGCCAGGUCUCAUGGUAAUACCUAUUUUUAAGCUAUUACAGUAGGUCUCAUGGCAAGACCUAUAAGCUAUUAACGUCUCCAUCCCAGGCAGGAUGGAUUGUAUACAUAUUAUAUGUAUACAUUUUAAUUUUGACCAAAUUUGAACAUUUUGAUUAUUUUCCACUUUUUUAUUUAUUUUAUUUUUUAUAUGCAAAAAACAAUAUUUGUUAAUUUUAACAAAAUUCCUUUUGGGAAAGUACUUAUUACUGUAGGUGGCACGGUAAGACCUAGAACUGGGAUUAAUGUACUUUUUCAUUUUUAUCUCCCCAGAGGCGAUAAACACUAUUGGUUCAAAAUUGUAUAAAUGUAUGAAAUUUUACAUUUAUUCCAAGUAGGCCUAAUUUUUGUGAGGGAAAAUGUAUUGUGCUUUGGAGACUACUUUUGAACAUUAUUGAAGAGGGCUAAUUUGGCUUAGGGUUCCCCAGAGAUAAUCAAUGUGACCGCAACACUCCAUGAGAAGUUGUUCACAUUUCAACACAACCGUUAAUAAUUACAACUGACAUCUCAGCACAUUAGCAAGUACAACAAACGUAAAAUUAAGUUGUGCUGGCUUCAGUCGUUUUAUUUUAUGUUCUGACACUGUGGAAACCAAAAAAUUUUUUAUAAAAUAUGUGUUUCUAAAUUUUUGGAUUAUAUUUGGUUUGACGGUGUAAGGCGGGAUACACUUGAAUGAGUUUGUUAACCAGCAUAAUCGGAUGAUGGGAACGGGGUUUUAUGAAGCGUUUAAAAAACACACUUUAUUAGCCUCCCUGUAGCAGAAAACCUAGGUACUUGUUUAACUUAAUGUUAUUUAAAUAGAUUCAAUUGUAUAUCAAUUCAGGCAAAUGGAAAUUCGCUUAGUCUGCAGGUUUGCUGCGACAGUUUUAUUGUUAUUUAGUGAUUGGUCUUAAAUAGUGUUAUUUGAUAAAUAACUUUUAUGUUUGAUGAAUUGUUUUGUUUUGAGGUUAAAUUGUUCUUUUUGUAUAGUUAGUUAUAAUGUAGGGAAAUUUUGUAAAUACAAAGUGCUAUAAGAAUUGUGUACCUAGUUAAUAAAACUGAUA
Messenger RNA from Macrosteles quadrilineatus (aster leafhopper), 3828 nucleotides. RefSeq lists its product as uncharacterized. The coding region runs from base 221 to 2635 and encodes 804 amino acids. Gene Ontology annotation, cellular component: nucleus. The transcript has 15 exons. The record is from RefSeq and is a predicted model, not a curated record. Gene Ontology annotation, molecular function: nucleic acid binding; exonuclease activity. NCBI's taxonomy places the organism in Eukaryota, Metazoa, Arthropoda, Insecta, Hemiptera, Cicadellidae.